GGGCCACAAUAUGUCUGUUCGAAUUUCUCAAUUUUUGUUUGUACAGCAUGCAGCGGAGUUCAUCGAGAGUUCACUCAUCGGAUUAAGUCGGUAUCGAUGGCCACAUUCACAGCGGAGGAAGUGCGCAAUUUGCAAGAAGGUGGAAACGAGCGGGCGCGCGAGUACUUUUUGCGAGACUUUGACUUCUCGCGGCAGUCGCUUCCGGACAGUAGCAACCCAGAGAAACUGAGGGAUUUUAUAAAGGCCGUUUAUGUGGAUAAACGGUAUUGUGGAGCUGGAAGAGGGGGAGCUGGAGGGAGAUCAGCCCGUUCGGAUGAUGAUGGUCCGUCAAAUCGGAGGGAUUCGAGAGACCGUGAAUUCCCCGAUGACAGACAUGGGCGGUAUGAUGACCGACGCGAUGGACGAAGGGGAAGCAGCGACAGAGGAUCUGCGGAUUUUGGCCGUUCCGAUACAAGAGAUGGAAACAGGGUCGAGAGACGAAACGAUGAUCGAAGAGACGGUGGCAGCUGGGGAGAGGAUCGAAGGGGUGCAGCACGACACGAGGACCGCAAGAGUGCGGACUGGGAACGGGAACGGGACAGGCGGCCAGAUGACCUAUUCCGGUUCAGUGAAAUGGAUAAAGAGCGAGAGCGCAGAAACGAGGACGACAGAAGGGACCGCAGACCAGGUUAUCGUGAUUACCCAGAGUCACCGCCAGUGAAACACAUAUCUUCCGUGCUCGGGGAGAAUGCACCCCCUCUCCGCGUGAGUGUCGAGUACGAGGGUCGCUCAAACGGCCGCUAUGAAGAUGACACCCCUGGCAUAUCGCCGCAUCAACGGAGCUCAGCGCGACCUGGGAGUGUGGCUGGAAGUGAGGACUCAGGCAGGCCUGACAGUGAAGGAGGCCAUAAGAGGAAGAACUCCAUUCCACUUAUCGACUUCAAUCUGGACGGAGAGCCUGCCGCCACAUCAACGCAGCCGCAGAGUGAAGACGGGGGGGCCUUUAUCGUUGCCAACUCUGUCGCAUCAUCGUCGGCGACGGCAGGCUGGGCAACGUUUGAUGUCUCUCCUCCGCAGGGGGGACCCGGAGCUGGUGGAGGGGAGUUCGAUUCCUUCGGCCGCGGGCUCUUCGCCGGUUCUGCCGCAGGCACCGGUGCUGCUCUUGGGGCUACUACAACUGCUACAGUGGGUGGAGCUGUUGGCCCGGAUGGGUCUGCUGCAUGGGAUGGACCGUGGGCCGGCGGAAUGAACUCUGCAAACGCCGUGAAUUCGGUUACUGUCGCAACUCAGGGCCAGAAUGAAUGGGCAUCAUUUGACACCGACUCCUCAAGCCAAGUUCAGCCGGCUCAGACGCCAAUGCAGCCUCAGGCACAACAGUGGGACACAUUUGGUGCAGCACAGCGCAAUGUCCUAUUGUCAUCACCACAGCAGCAGCAGCAGCAGCAGAAGCAACAGCAGCAAAUGUCCACCCAGCAGCAGCAGCAAACGUCCGCCCAGCAGCAGCAGCAAACAGCCGCCCAGCAGCAGCAGCAGCAGCAGCAGCAGCAGUUUCAGCAGGUUUUGCAGCCGUCACAACCCCAGCAGGUGCAACAGCAAGCACAGGGAGUGAAUCUUCAGAGAAGCCUCUCUGCCCGCAGUGUUCCGUCUCCAACAGCUCAACAAGCACAGACAUCUUCAAGACCAGCGUUACCUGAUGAGUUCUUUACAGAGGCUUAUGCGCCUGCAACGGCUGCGUCAUUCUAUGGUAUGCAGCAGGCCGGGAGGCUUAUUCCUGGCGCUCAGUACGCAGCUAUGGCUGGUGGCAUGAUGUCUUUUGCAAAUAUGAGCCCUCUUCAGGCAGCUUUGCCACAGCUUCCACAGGGAGGGCCUUAUGCUUCAGGGAGCAGCAUGCAGAGUUUCGCAGGGUGGGCAAGCCAAGGGGCAAUCCGAGGGGCGCAAUCAUUCCCUCCUACAGGGGCAGGCAUGAUGAUGGCACCAGGUGGCAUUCCUCAAUUUGCAAUGGGUCCGGGCCCAGUCCAAGGUCCCGCAGGUUCACAGAUGCUUAUGUCGCCUACAAUGAUGAUGCCAGGACAGGGAAUGGGCGGCAUGCUUCCUGCUGCUGCUGGAUAUAUGCCGGCCGCGGCGGCGGCCGGUAUGCAGUUCGUGGGUGGCGGCCAGUUUUCUCCAACAGGAAUGCAGAGGGUUCCUUAUGCUGCCCGUCCGUCUGGAGCUGGAAACCCUUUUGGAUGACCUGAAACUUUUGGAGGAUGAUCUGACGGCUCACAGGCAUCGGGAACUCUGUAAUGCACUCUAUCCGUCGCUUCUGGAAGCUCUUGCUCCACCAUCUUGAUGGCAUCGGAUCGAUCGACUCAUGCUUGCUAUGGAGGUAGGAGUCCCUUGGCCCGAAGGGUCCAUCUGCGUGUUUUUUUUUCUGCGUAAGCAGGGCUCGUUUGGAAUCACGAGUGUUCGAUUGCGAUUUGACAACGUUCACUCGUCGGACGGGUCACAGCCAAGGGCAGCUGUGUAACACAGUCCAUCCUUUGCUUCUGGAAGCAGAAGCUCUUGCGCCACCGGCUUGAUCGGAAUGAUGAUCAAUGAUCGGCUCAUGCCUGCGAUUGAUUACAUGAAUUUAAAUUUUAAAUCCCUUGGCUCGAAGGGUCCGUCUGCGUGUUUUUUUUCUGCAUAAGCAGGGGCUUUUUUGCAAACAUGAGUGGGUCCAUUUUGAUGACAGUGUUAACUUCUGAAGCCAGGUUUUGCUAUGUGGUGUUCUUCAGGUACAAAGACAGCAUAAUACUCACACGUACACAAUCUUGAAUGUCUAUCUGACCGUAAUCACGGCCUUACUUGGAUGUAUCUGACUGCAAUUACGUCCAGAAAUGAGUUAAAAAAAACUCCCUAGUGUGAGUAUGCCCUGAAAGCGUAAUGCUGAACACCUGGGAUCGUUCACUUCUGUCAGCUGACGCUUAUUUUUAUCCAAUAAAGGGGUAUAAAGGGGUACAUUAGGGGUGUACAUUUCUGGUGCCAGCGAUGCACGAGUGCAGCGUCAAAGUCUCGUCCUCAAAGCCGUAUCCGAUUACCGACAGGAACUGCUCGGCAGGGUGCACAAAGGUGACCUCCUCUUCCGUUCCCCCCUCUCUGUGUUCGUUUCAUACCGAUUGGAAGUGUGGGGCUACUGAUGGCUUGGGCAUUGUCAAGCCAGCCUCUCCGAAGAUUCUUCGUCAGAGAAGUGAAGGUUCAUCGUCGGAGAAAUGAAAGUUCUUCCUCGUCCAAGAAACGAAACUUCUUCGUCAGAGAAAUGAAGGUUCAUUGUCUGAGAAAUGAAGGUUCAUCGUCCGAGAAAUGAAGGUUCGUCGACCGAGAAAUGAAAGUUCCUCGUCGAAGGAAUGAAGGUUCCUCGUCUGAGAGAAAUGAAAGUUCAUCGUCCAAAGGAUCCUCGUUCAAGGAAGGAAGUAACCUCGGCUGAGAAAUGAAGGCUCGUCGUCCGUCCGAGGAAGGAUAUGGUUCGGGUGCCAUUGAUGCGCGAGAUUGGCAGCAACAUCUCGGUCAAGCUUCGGACGGCUUCGACAUCGAUCCGUCCGGCGAGAGAGUCUUCGUAGAUAUUCUUACUUGAACUGCGUUUCAACCUUCGAUGAGACGACGUCCCCACGCCAUCAUCUCAUUUCAUUUUCGAGCCGCCGGCCGAACCGGCGGAAUGAAAGCUAAGGGCCUAAGGCUAGUGAGUUUUUCUUAUCCCUCUCUUCUUUCCUUGUAAUCAUUUCACUCUGUCUCGCUUCUGUGCGUUUAGGACUAUCGCAAAUAGGGGCUGUUGUUGUUUACUUUGUCUGUCUAUUGCGAUUUGCUAUUGCUAGUGCUACUUCUCUAAGCCUGUAAGGCGAUAGCACAUCGUCACGGCUUAUAUACCGCAGGAAGUGAGCAGUUGGUUGUCUAUUUUUUGCUGCUUCAUAAAGGCUGCUAUAUAUAAGGAGGAGAAUAGAGAAUCCAAGUGCAGGGGGACAAAGGAAGGUAGGUGUAGAAAAUGUGUAAUUGACGCUCUUGGCACUCUCGUCGAGUGUAGUUGAUGUUCUUUUUUUUUUUUUUUUUUUUUUUUUUUCAUCUGUUCGCUAAGGUGCCGUAGCCAAUGUUUGUUUGAGAGAGAGCAUGCCUGAGGUUGAUCUGAGCAGAGGGGUUUGAAUUGUGGAUUGUAAUUUGUUGAUUUUUUUUUGGUCAUGUUUUAUUUCUCCUACGGCUAGUCCGGUCAGUGGUCCCCACCCUCCUAUUUCAUUUCUCUCCUUGGAUGCUUUGUGUAGCUGUGCCGGGCAGGCCAUUUUCUCUGCCGAGCCAAACAGCCCUGCGAAACUGUGCGUGGAAUGCGCUGGAUCGUGUGGCGCUUGAUCGUCGUGCUUUACGAGGGAGGGAGGGAGGGGGGAAGGGAGGGGCCCAGAAUACGCGGACCGCAUAAUGCGAAAUGACUUGCUGCACAGGUUGGCGAGGGCUGGGUAUCGUCAAUAGGGCUCCUGAUAGUAGAUCUGCCAGCUUUUCAGCAGGGGUGGAGGCUUGAUGACCGGACUCAGCAGCCAGCUUGAACGGCCUUUUGAAGGACCAGGGGAUCGAUGCUAGAUGAAAAUCGGACCACGACUCGGGAACUGGGAAUAAGGACCACCAGCAAUUAUUACCUCAGUGGCUAAAUUGCAAUGAG
Chara braunii is the source of this 4633-nucleotide messenger RNA. The record is from the annotation of a GenBank genome assembly. Lineage: Eukaryota; Viridiplantae; Streptophyta; Charophyceae; Charales; Characeae.